Molecule: messenger RNA, 483 nt
Organism: Hippopotamus amphibius kiboko
Lineage: Eukaryota; Metazoa; Chordata; Mammalia; Artiodactyla; Hippopotamidae
Product: carbohydrate-binding protein AQN-1-like
Exons: 5
Coding region: 1-483 (160 amino acids)
Biological process (GO): single fertilization
Source: RefSeq, a predicted model, not a curated record
AUGAAGCUGUCCAGCGCCAUCCCUUGGGUCUUGCUGCUCAGCUCAGCCACACUGGUUUCAACAGCAUCGGAUGAAGGCCCUGGAGAAUGUGGGGGCGUCCUCACAAACAUUUUCGGGAUAAUCUCCAGCUAUAUUGGAUUGAAACCUAACUGCACCUGGACCAUUCAGAUGAAACCAGAUUACAAGAUUGUUCUGGCAAUACCAUCUAUCACCUUCGACUGUAAUGAAGAGCAUGUGGAAAUCAUAGAUGGGCCACCAGGCACUACUAAUCACGGGAAGAUCUGUGCAGGCAUACACCUCAUGUAUCGAUCUUCUUCCAAUGUCAUGACCGUGAAGUACAUCAGAAAAUCCAACUACCCAGCAUCUCCUUUUGAUUUAUAUUACUAUGGGGAUCAGCAGCCACAGCCCUGCCUGGACGCUGCUGGGGAGGACAGCGGGCCUGACACGCUGGAGCUGAAGGCAGAUGCUUGGGCUGGGAUGUAA